Molecule: messenger RNA, 1832 nt
Organism: Paramecium pentaurelia
Lineage: Eukaryota; Ciliophora; Oligohymenophorea; Peniculida; Parameciidae
Source: the annotation of a GenBank genome assembly
UAUGAAUAUUGAUAAUAUCAAUCUAGGCUACUUUGAAGGAGAUCACUCCUCCACUUGUUCUUAUUGUCAUAAAGGAAAAUCUUAUUCCUUAGGAUUCUCUACAAGUAAUAUAUUAUCAAUCUAUUCAAACAAGAUAAAUUAUAUCCUUCUACAUAUCAAUCCAUGAUGGAUAGAGGAUGGCGACGAUGUGGUACAUAUUAUUACAAAUAUAAUUUCACAUUAAAUUGUUGUCUGUCUUACACAAUCAGAGCCAAUGCUCUUUUAUCUUAAUAGAAAAAAGGAUAAAGGAAGAUUGCUAAAACAUUUUUAAAAGUUGUUUAAUCUGAUUUACUUAUAAAUAAAGUAGAAGAUUUGAAACAAGUAAUACAAUAAAUAAGUUAAAAUCUAAAGUAAAAAUAAGAAUCAAAACAAUUAAACAAAUAGCCAUAAUAAUUACAAUAAAAGAUUGAACCUAAAUAAAAAAUAAUAGAAGUAAAAUAGAAACCUUAAAAAAUAUCAGAAGAAAUAAUAUAAUCAUUAAAAUUACAUUUUAAAUAAUUCUAAGAAAUCAUUACUUAAAAUAUAUAAGAAGUAAUUUAAUUAUUUAAAGAAUAUUUUGACUAAAAGGGAUUUAAAUUAGAAGAAGUUUAAUAAAUAUUCUAAAUUAAUGUAAAUAUUGAUACAAUUUAAAUAUUUCCAUCAUAAGUUAAUAAUAAAGGAGAUUAUUAUAGUAAUUUUAUGAUGCUCAUUUAUGGUCUUAAUAAAAAAUUAUUAUUCUAAGAUUUUCCUGUCAAUAAAUUUGCUUUACAACUUAUUCCUUUUGUUUAAAAGAAUUUUAUUAGCAAUUAAUACUUAUUUAUAUAAGAACCAAAUGGAUUUCUAUCGAUAUUUACAAAAGAAAAUGAAUAAAAGGCUAAUUUGCAUUUAAAUUAAAUUGAAAAAUAGAUUGUUUAAGAAAAAUAAAAGGUCAUUAUUGAAUAAAAUGUUGUGAAUUAAUAAAAAUGUAUCUAUAUUUAUAUACUUAUAAAAUAGAAAAUAUUAAAAUAAUAGAUGCACUUACAUUUAAAUCAAAUUAAUUUUAAAUAGGAAACAUGAAGGUUUUGUUGAAACCUGCAGAAUGUACAGAAGAAAACUUUUAAUUAUAUAAAAGAUAUUGUAAAGAAAUUCAUGGUAGUACAAAAGAAAGUAAAGAUGGAUAUUCUUCAUUUUUAUGUGAAUAGGGAUUAGAUUAAAAGAAAUUUAUAUAAUCAUAAAUUGAUAAAAGUAAACUCCUAUUUAUGGGAUGUUUUCAUAUGAGAUAUUAUCUUGGAGAUAUUUUGGUUGCUGUUGGAGUAGUAGAUAUUACUGAGACAGCUUUAAGCUCAGUUUAUUUUUUUUAUGAUCCAAUAUUUGAAGAAUUCAAUUUUGGAACAUUUGGAGCUUUAGUUGAAAUAGAGUAUAUUCAAUUAAUGAAUCAAUAUUUUCCUGAUUUUAAGUAUUAUUAUUUGGGAUUUUAUUUAUAAAAUACUAAUAAGAUGUCAUACAAAGGGGAUUUUGAACCAUGUGAAUUAUUAUGUCCAGAAACAUAUACAUGGGUUGAAUUAACAAAAGAAUUAAGAAAAGAAAUUGAUAAAAGAUAAGCUUAAUAAAUCAAUUAAAGAUAGUUAAGAAUUAGUAAAUAAAAUGUUUAGAUUAUUGAUGAUAUGAAAAUUAAUGAUAAAUCAUUUUAUGGGUAGAUUCAGGUAUCUUUAAAAGGGAAGAUUUUAAGAUUAUCAUAAUUGAAUUUUGAUAUGAAUAAAUUAUAUAAAUAUUUGGAUAAUGGUUAUUGUAGAUUUGGAAGAUAAUUGAUGGAGAAAUUGAUAUUUGGGAUAUGA